Messenger RNA from Dendronephthya gigantea, 9915 nucleotides. Its product is annotated as protocadherin Fat 4-like. The transcript is spliced from 25 exons. Bases 145 to 9915 code for a protein of 3256 amino acids. Gene Ontology annotation, biological process: homophilic cell-cell adhesion. The record is from RefSeq and is a predicted model, not a curated record. Gene Ontology annotation, molecular function: calcium ion binding. NCBI's taxonomy places the organism in Eukaryota, Metazoa, Cnidaria, Anthozoa, Malacalcyonacea, Nephtheidae. Gene Ontology annotation, cellular component: membrane.
CGUGAUACACUCGUUGGAGCCUUGACUUCAUUGGAUCCAAAUCCCCGGGAUUCACACACGUAUACCUUAAUAUCCGGGGGAGAGGCAAAGUUCACCAUCAGAGGAAAUAAAUUGUACACUACUGUCAUUCUGAACUAUGAGACGAUGAACAAACGAUAUGACUUGAAAAUUCGAAGCACAGACAAUGGCAAUCCUUCCUUGUUUAUAAACCAAGUGAUAACAGUCACCUUAACUGAUAUCAACGAAAGACCAACCUCUGUUCAGUUAUCAAAUCGUCAAAUAACAGAAAAUUCAGACCUCGACGCUGUCGUGGGCUUGUUAUCAACCACAGACGAAGACAACUCUCAAACACAUUCUUACACUUUGAUUGACUCAGCGGCUGGACGCUUUAAAAUUGACGGGAGAUCUCUUAAGGUCGCUAUAAGCAAUAGCAAUUGCCUUGCGAAGGGUGGAGAUUUUUGUAAACUGAAUUACGAGGCAAAACCAAGCCACCAGAUCACUGUACGAAGUGCUGAUAACGGGAACCCAGUUUUAUCGAUAAAUGCAACUUUCACAAUUAACCUCAUCGAUGUAAACGACCAGCCAAGAGAAUUGAGCCUAAGUGGAAACACCGUAAAAGAGACUGCAAAAAUAGGAACUGUAAUCGGAAGAUUUUCAGCGAACAACGAAGAUUCUGGACAGCAUUUGACUUACACUUUAUCUGACAAUGACCAAGGACGAUUUGCUGUGAGUUCAGAUGGAAUCUUGACAAAAGUUUUGGCAACAGAUUACGAGACAAACACAAAUCAUUUUAUAACGGCCGUUGUGAAAGACGAUGGAACACCUGUGAAACAGAUGAAAAAGACAUUUAUGAUUGAAGUAUUAAACGCACAUGAGCCCCCAGUCAGUGUCCAUCUUACUGACAAAGGUGGUCAGUUGUCGUUCCCACGAGACCAGGCCCAAGUCAAUGAAAACGCGACUGUCAAUGCAGUGGUGGGGUCCUUAGAAGCUAUAGAUGAUGAAGUUUCACAGAAUCUCAUUUUCACUCUGGAUAUCAAUCCUUUCCAGUCCUUCGCGGUAACACCAGCGGCUUGUACACACCCGAAAAAGACCAUUACCAAAUGUACAGCUCAAUUAAAGGUGAAAGGAUCAUUGAAUUAUGAAGUUACCACAAGUUUAAAAAUCACUGUCCGUGUAACAGAUCAACAUGGCAAGUUCAUAGUACGAAUGUUUAACAUCACUGUUCUUGAUAACAACGAUCGGCCGAGCAAUGUGACUAUCUCAGGGAGUCUGGAAGCUAACGUUGUUGAAAACAGCCGGACUGUGCUCAUUGGGGAACUGGUGACUACCGACGAGGAUAAAAACCAGAAUCACCAUUAUAAUCUGCUUAGCAACUCAGACAUUUUUGAAGUUCGAAGAAAUCGAUUUUUGUAUCUCAAAGAUGCGUUAGAUUACGAACAGAAACACAAAUAUGUUGUCAUGGUAACAUCUACUGAUGAUGGAUCUCCUGCGUUGACGUCAUCGACCCAAUCAUUUAUUGUUCACGUGAUAGAUCAAAACGAAGCUCCUGUAAGCGUAACAAUCAGUAAUGCGAACGUCCAGGAGAAUAGCCCCUCCGGAACUGUUAUUGGUAAUUUUACCAUCCAAGAUCCUGAUAACUCUGGUAAUUAUCCCCAAAAGCAGUCUCAUGUUUGCCUGCUAACAAACUCGGCCCAAGGAAAAUUCCAGAUUGUCCUUAAAAACGGUCAGAAUUCCCUUAUCCAGACUGUAAACUCCCUCGAUUACGAACAAGCUAGCUCGCACAAUAUUAGUGUCCUUUGUUCCGAUCCGUAUGGGCUAAAAAAGGAAGCUGAUUUCGAUGUAAUCGUGGACGAUGUAAAUGAGGCGCCAAUAAUGGUGGCUCUGUCGAAUUCCCAAAUUCAAGAGAAUAACGGAUCAGUGGUAGUUGGUAUUCUUUCCACGCAAGAUCCGGAUAACGCCAACAACCAAUCAAAACAGAGCUUUAACUAUUUUCUGAAUGCGUUUGGGGCCAGUCCUUUCGUGAUCAAUGGCAAUGUAUUGAGAACAACUAGAAGUCUGAAUUACGAGAAUUCAAAGUCUUGGACUGUUUCAGUGCGGGCCCGAGAUAGCGGGAAGCCAUCACUCUAUCGCGAUGAACGCCUUGUGGUGGAUGUUAUGAAUGUCAAUGACCGACCAUUCGCAAUCCAGUUAUCAAACGCUCAAAUUAGGGAAAACAGUGAUGUCGAUGUCGUUGUUGGUAACCUGGCAACAAGUGACGAAGAUAUUGGCCAGUGGCAUACGUACAAUCUCCUGGAUACUGCUGGCGGUCGUUUCAAGAUUGAAGGACAUUCAGUGAAGGUGGCAGUAUCAAACACACUUUGUCUUCAAUUUGGAGGUAGCUUAUGUCGGCUGAACUAUGAGGCUCAAGCACGCUUUAACGUCUCCAUCAGAACAACAGAUAAUGGAAAUCCUGUAAAACAUUUUGACCAAACGUUCAUCAUCUACAUCACUGAUGACAACGAUAGACCAAGAGACCUCAGGUUGGACAAAAACACGAUAUACGAAAAUGCAACUUUGGGAACUGUGAUUGGUUCUUUUACAGCACAUGACGAGGAUACCGGACAAAAUCUGAGCUUCUCAUUGGUUGAUACCGAUGAAGGGAGAUUUGCCUUGCUUGGUAAUAAGUUGGUGACAGCAAAAUCACUCGACCACGAAGCUGAUAAGAGGCACGUCAUUAGGGUGGCUGUUAUGGAUAAUGGCUAUAAUGCAUUGAAGCUGGCAGAAAACUUCACUAUAGAAGUUCUUAACAUUAACGAGGCUCCCAUUGCAGUGAAAUUUACAGGGGCCCAGGCUCCAGAAGUGUUUGAAAACACAACAACCGGAAGCCUUGUGGGAACGUUGCUAGCUAUAGACACGGACGCAAAUCAAGAUCUCAAGUUUUCACUGGACGAUGAUUCCCAAGGUGAAUUCUCGUUGGGCUCUUCGGCUGCGAUUUGCCAAUCAAUUUUAAAAGACCAGAACAAAACAAGAUGUACGACAGGACUGUUGCUAUCUAAACCCCUGAACUAUGAGUUAAAUGCUGUUCGUUCGAUAACUGUGCGUGUUACAGACAAUUUCGGGUUAUUCUCUGUGCAAAAAUUUGUCAUCAAUGUAUUGGACUCCAAUGAUGCGCCCACGAGCAUCACUCUGGGGGGAGGUGUGUCAGCGGUUGUCCCCGAAAACUCCGACGGGGCGUUAGUUGGGAAACUGCAAACGAGCGACGAAGAUGGUUCACAGCAGUGGAAAUAUGAUUUGCUGGAUGAUUACGCAGGGUUGUUUCAGGUGAACGGAACGCGAAUCUAUGUUAGCCAAGGGAGAUAUUUGAACUAUGAGAAAAAAUCGAAGUACAUUCUCACAGUGACAUCAGUUGAUAAUGGAGAACCAGCAUAUGGGAUUUCGCGAAAUUUUACGAUCCUUGUGGCGGACGUUAACGAAGCACCAACGCUCAUUGAGCUUUCAAGUACAGAAAUAUUUGAAAACUCACCCCCCGGGACUGUGAUAUCCAACGUCACUGUCAAUGAUCCCGAUAACAUCGUCACCCCAAGACAAACCCAUCAAUGCGUCGUGGCUAAUCACAAUAAGUUUAAGAUCGAUUCUGGGCGUUUGGUGAGCAGCAUGGCGUUUGAUUAUGAAACAACACCUUUUAUUUACAAUGUUUCCAUAGAGUGCACAGAUAGUGGGUCUCCUACGUUGAAACUUGUUCAAGAUUUUACUGCGAUUGUAAGGGACAUUAACGAAGCGCCAAGUGACAUUGUUCUGUCAGGUUUGACGGUUCUGGAGAAUCGCGACAAAGCUGUCAUUGCCACAAUCUCCACGAUCGAUCCAGACAAUAACAUCGUCAGUACCAGACAGAGUUUCCAAUAUCAGCUAAUCGCAGAUCCAGGCGUAGAUUUACCGUUCCAAAUUCACCAUAACGACACUUUGAUCACCACGCGAACCUUGGAUUAUGAAGUUGCAUCAUUGUGGAACAUUACCAUCGAGUCUCGUGAUACUGGAACACCUCCCUUGAGUGUCAAGCGCAGUUUUGUCAUUUCAGUACAAGACGUGAACGAGCGUCCAUCAAAUAUUAAUCUCUCACCCAAGAAUAUCAAAGAAAAUUCCGAUGAAGGACAGCUGGUUGGUAAACUUCGUGCAACCGAUGAAGACUUUGGCCAAGUUCAUCAAUUUACUUUACUAGACAGCGCUUUUGGUAGAUUCAAACUGGUUAACAACUCCGAAAUCAGGGUAGCCAUCUCAAACACUGGCUGCCUGCUGCAUGGCGGGAAAAGUUGUCUCCUGAAUUACGAAGGCGCGGACAACUUUUACACAAUACUUGUACGCGCGACGGAUGACGGGACGCCUCCGCAGCAAUUAACGAUGGGAAUUAAUAUAACCCUUGAUGACGUCAACGAUCAACCACGUGAUCUGGCGCUGUCAAAGUAUUGGGUAAAAGAGAAUGUCGUAUUGAAUACUACCGUCGGCUAUUUCACGGCCUCCGACGAGGACAAGAACUCGAUGAGCUAUACUUUAGUGCAGGGAGGUCGGGGUCUGUUCGGGGUCGAGACAAACGGUCGAUUGCACGUAGCAAAGCCCGUAGACCACGAGAAAUCCAGCACUGUGCAUGUUACUGUGAAGGUAACAGACAAUGGUGUUCCUCCAAAAUCGAUGAAAAAGAAAUUCACGAUCAUCAUCAAGAAUGUUAACGAAGCUCCGGUGAACACAAGUUUAACGUCAACUGACGGUCAACAAUCGUAUUCCGACGACCACGCGACGAUUAACGAAAAUUCUGCAAUGGACACGGUUGUGGGAACUUUGGUUUCUCUAGAUCAUGACGCUGGACAGAAUUUGAUGUACACACUGAAUGAUGACGCUGGUGGGCGUUUUUCUGUUGAUACAAGUACCAUAAGCUGCCAUAAUGACACUUCAAACCUAAAUAUUAAAACAAUAUGUACAUGCAAACUUGUGGUCAGUGGUCAUCUAAACUACGAAGACAUACCCUCCCAUGAAAUAAUUGUCGAGGUCUCAGAUGGCAACCACUCACGUGUCAGUAAUUUCACGAUCACUUUGCUGGAUAGAAAUGACCAACCGGAAAAUGUGACCAUACAGGGUUCUUUGACCGGUCGGGUAAGGGAGAACGCGAACAAUAAACUGAUCGGUGAGCUGGUGACUACAGAUGAAGAUGUUUCCCAGUCUCACGUCUACACUCUCAAAGGAAGUACGAGGUUUACCAUAAAAGGAAACAAGCUGUAUACGUCACAGGGAGCGAAUCUAAAUUAUGAAGAGAAACAGGAAUUUAGGAUUGUAAUCAUGUCUACAGAUAACGGCUACCCUCCGAAGAGUGUCAAACAGAACUUAACUAUUGAGGUCGAAGACGUGAAUGAACCUCCCAGUAAUAUCAUUCUCAGCGGUUUAACCAUCAAUGAAAACAGCCAAAGCGGAACUCUGGUCGCUAAUAUCACCAUUGACGACCCUGACAACCGCGGAACAAAGGGUGUCUGGCAGACGCACAAAUGCCAACUCGUCGACUCGGCCCAAGAUCGCUUUAAUAUCCAAAACUCGUUACUAGUCUCCUCGGGCGACCUUAACUACGAACAAUCAACUACACACGGUAUUAUAAUAAGAUGCCUCGAUUCUGGUUCGAAGCCUUUGACUAUACAAAAAUCAUUCGACAUUCAAGUUCUCGACAUCAAUGAAAGGCCAGAACAGAUAAAGCUGUCGAACAAGGUGGUUUCAGAAAACGGGGGUCCUUUGCUCGUAGGGGAAUUAAAUACCAUAGACCCGGAUAAAGCCCAGUCGUUCAAGUAUUUCUUGGUAUCAGCAAGCGAGGAAAAUAUGUUUUAUAUUAAUGGAAGUCAACUCAAGACGUACUCAAGUUUGGAUUACGAGAGCAGAAGCUUGUGGCAUUUAGUAAUUAACACUGUUGAUCAAGGAGGUCUGAAUUUAACUCAGGACUUUAGAAUUACCAUAAAGGACACUAAUGACCGCCCGACCGAUAUUUCGAUAAGCGUACCGUUAGCUGUUUUUGAAAACAGUGACCUCGGCUCAUCUGUUACAGUAUUCACUGCAGUGGAUCAAGACGUCAGUCAAACACAUCGAUAUUUCAUAAAGAGCAUCACUGCUUUUGGCCCUAGAUCAAACAUUAUUUCUGGUUAUCAAAAAGCAUUCAAGUUAGAUCCAAUAUCAGGAAAGCUAACAGUCGCUUCUUAUAUCGAUUACGAGGCUGUUACGGGGUUCAAAUUGGAGAUCAUGACUGAAGACAACGGGUAUCCACAAUUCACCUUUAACAAAACGUUUACCCUCGAUGUCCUCGAUGUCAACGAAGCACCAAAUGACCUCACGCUUGAUAAGAACAAGAUAGAAGAGAACAGCGCCGUGGAUUCGUUGGUAGGAAAUCUUAAUGUUUCAGAUCCCGACAACGUCAAUGAAGAAAAACAUUUUUACACUUGUCACGUUGUAAACAACGUUCCUUUCAAAGUAUCACAAAUACAAUUGGUUGUGUCAAAAGCUGACUUAGAUUUCGAAACACAGUCGGAAUUUUCUGUGAAGGUCAACUGCACUCAAACUAGCAAUUCAACUUUUUACAUCUAUCGAUCGUUUCGAGUUCUCUUAACAGACGUCAACGAAGCACCUUACAAUCUAACGAUAUUAAAUGGUGAAUCCGUUCAAGAAAAUCAGCCGAACCUAACAUUGGUCGGCACCCUGGUUGCUUUGGACCAGGACGCUAAAGACAAAAUACGGUUCGAAUUUACCGACAAAAGUGGGGACUCGUCCAAAUUUUUCAUCAACGGUAACAGCUUGCUGACAUCAGCAGUUUUCGAUUAUGAAGAGAAGAAUAGUUAUUCGAUUAGCGUCGUCGCCAAGGAUGAUGGGAUACCAUCUCUGAACCAAACCAAACAAUUUAAAAUUAAGAUUCUUGAUAUGAACGACAAACCAGUCGCCAUGAGAUUCAAUUCGUCGGGAGUGAAUGAAAACGCCAUAAAUGGCACUGUUGUUGGAAACUUUAUAACAGAUGACCCUGAUCAACACGACACUCACAACUACACCUUGCUUGACUAUAACUUAACAUUUCGCAUCAGCGAAGGCAAGCUGCUAGUGAAAGAAUCAGAUCGCUUGGACUUUGAAAUACAAGCUGAAAUUGUAAUUCUCGUUCGAUCCACUGACAAUGGAAAUCCAACGAUGUCUAUCCAGGAAAAUAUAACAGUGAAAAUACUCGAUGUGAACGACGAACCCUACGAAAUCAGAAAUCUGUCGAACUUAUCACUGGACGAGAACACACAAGGAAAGACUGCUAUCGUAUUCGAGGUCCUCGAUGAUGAUAUUGGCCAGACCCACAUUUGUGUUGUUGAAGAUUCAGAGUUAUUUAUCAUGGAUGAAACACCUGAUCAGAACUGGUCUCUUUGUGUGAAGAAAGGCUCGGUAAUUAAUCAUGAAAGAAACAGUACGAUUUCAAUAAAAGUGAACUGCUCGGACAGCGGUGAUCCACCAUUAUCGAGGUCAGAAACAUUCACAAUCAUUAUAACAGAUGUAAAUGAGGCGCCCGUUAAUUUGUACUUAAACGGCACAUUCGCUGUGGACGAGAUCGCUUAUGUUGGUUAUUCACUCGGAGAUUUGAUGUGCGAAGAUCCUGAUCGUGAGCAAACUUGUUCAUUCCAAGUCAUCGGGCAAUUUGAAGAGACAUUCAAUGUUACAAGGAACGCGAGUUUGAAGGUGAUCUCAAAAGCAAAACUUGACUACGAAAAACUGGAUUCUCCUUUCAUAAAUGUAUCAAUCAAAGCAACAGACGACGGCCAGCCAAGGUUAUCAUUGACCAAGAAUCUCAAUAUCACCGUGAACGAAGUUAACGAAGGCGCGAAUGAGAUUCAUUUAAGUCCUGGGGACAUCACAUUCAAAGAAACUGCGAAAGUAGGUACGAACAUCAGCGAACUGGUCUGCAAUAACCCAGAGAAGUGGCAAGUGCUGGAAUACACUUUGAUAUCGAGCGGAACUCCUUUUGAGAUUGUCAAGGAACCGUAUAACGUCACCUUCGAUCCUCCGAUUUUGACUAAAUUCGGAGUAAAGCAACGUAAAUUUGAAUUGCAUAAAUCAUACCUGAUAUUGAGUAAGCCAUUCCGAAAUUAUGAUAUCAGUUCGAGUUACACAGUGUUAGUUCAAGUUUCGGACAAUGGCGAACCGCCGAAGUCGUUCAAUGGUAGUGUUUUUGUCCACGUCUCCAGAGUCGAUCCAUGUCUCCCGGUGAACAACUGCAGUGUAAACGCAAGUUGUGGUAGGAUUGAUGGCUUCACAUACUCGUGCGCAUGUCUGGACGGCUUCGAAGGAGACGGAUACAAAUGCAUCAACAUCGAUGAUUGCUUGAGUUCUGAAUAUUGCGAAGGUGAAGAUGUAACGAUUUGUCCUGCCUGUGAUCAUGUAAAUAAAUCCGCCUGUCUUGCCUGCGAGAAGAAGGGAACGGAGUGUCUUGCGUGCGAACGAAACGCAACGGAAUGCCUUGCGUGUGAACGGGGUGCAAAGCGGUGUGAUGCUUGUAUAAACGAUGCAACGUGUCACGAUCAUGUUUUGACUUUCAGUUGCAAUUGCCCGGCCGGGUAUAAUGGUACUCGUUGCGGCCAUAAUAUUAAUGAAUGCGAAGCAGGGAACUUCAAUUACAGUUGUAAUGAAGGACAUAGCACGUGUACAGACGGGAUUAAUAACAUAACGUGUGAUUGCGAUAGAGGAUUCACGGAUUGGCUUUGUGAAACAAACAUCGACGAUUGUCUUUCUCAACCUUGUCAUCCGUACGGUGAAUGCAUCGAUCAUAUCGGAUCGUAUGAGUGCAAAUGCAAUGCGGGCUACAUGGGCUCGCGAUGCGAGCGUUUUGUGGGAGAAAACGAAGACAAAUGCCCGGAUGAACAGAUUUAUGUCCCGUGGCCAUUAAAUUCCAACGAGGGGAAAACUCGUAGAAAGGAAUCGGAAGGGCGUGAAAAUGGAAACUCCAACGAAGAAGAAGUCCCAGAAAGCAGCGACGAUUGCUUUGGCGGUGAAAACUUGAUCAAGCUGUACUUUGAUAAGGAUCUACUGAAAAUUUUAAAAGAAGGAGGGGUCAGCAUCCACGACGUUGAAGUCAUCGCCGCGAUGAGAAUCGAACUCGAAGAUUGGCUGAAAAAGGUUAUUCAAGUUUGGUAUACAUACGCCAAAAGUUUCAACCAGGAAGGCGAUUACAAUUUGAGUGAUGUGAGCAUUCUGGACGAUGUUACUAUCAACGCUCGGAACAUCUCAGUGUCCAUGAUCGCCAGAGUUGGAAAGAAGGCUCUCUCUAGAACCGGGUUCAUUUGUUCUCUUCAUCGAAGUAUGAAUUGCUCCGGGAAGCUCGAACUAUAUGCAUACUAUACAUCCAACAAUUUCCGCUUUAGAAACUACCUCUGCCCGACCGUCAAGAAUGUAGAAGAACUGAAAUGUAAAAGUCAAAAUGCAAGUCUAGGAAAUUUGUAUAGUCCUAACCAUUCAAGCGUAUUACCCCGGUGGUCGAUUUACUUGCUUGGUGGUUUAGGUGCGGCCAUGUUAGUAUUUGUCGUGCUUUACGUUUGCUACGCCAAAAAAUCUCGGCGGCUGAACGCUCAGAAAACUUCGCGAAAUUGCGAGCGAUACGUUGACGUGAAUUUACCGGAAGAGGGCGACAAACAUUAUCGUGACGGCUUGUCUCGUGAUCACGUCUCGACCAAUGGGGGCGGAGAAAUGAAUCCCAUAUAUGGCUUCGAUGAGAAUGAGGACGAGUUGCAGAUUUCUGCGAAUCCUCUAUACGACACAUCGGGUGGUACCGAGACGCUGCAAUUAAGUCGUAUCCAGCACUUCGAGAAUCCAGCAUACAGUACUUUCGAGCGAAAACCUGGACAGGAAGCACAGCCGCCUAUCGGGGAUGGUGAUGAUUAUUCCAAUCAUGAAUAA